UUUAGGUAGCGGAGUGUGGGGAGCGAACGGCUUCGGACACUUCCGUCCGGCGAUAUUCGUCGCCUCCCACCCAACCCACCGCGAAGGGUUAAAAAAAGAAAAAAAAAAAAGAAAAAAGAAAAAAAGAAGAGUAAAAGUGCGAAGAGAGAGAGAGAGAGAGAGAGCGCCACCGCCCACCUCUCGCGCUUUCUCUCUCUUAGGGUUUCGCUCGCUCUGCUCUCGCCGAUUGAGAGUUUGGGCAGAAAAUUCUCAGCUACUUUUAUGAGGUUGCCCUUCCAUUGGGACUAGCCAUCUCUUGACAUCAAAGUUAGAAAGGAGUGACCUUCCCUUUUCCAAUGCCUUAUGAAGUUAUCAAAACCCAGGUAAGAUAUAUGCCUUUUUUCCUGUGCUUGCAGCGACUCCAGAUUGGGUUCUAGGUAGUCCUUUUCUCAAUUUACUCUGAUGUCUGCUAUCCCAUGUGGAGGUACGUCAGUACCUCAACUGGGAGCACAACCUCGGUCGGUAUCCAGACAUACACUUCGAGGAACAAAAGCAUGCUAUUUUAGUAACAAUUUGCUGAUGCUUCGGAAUAGUUGUUCUUGCAGUAUUCUAAGCAAGGAUAGGUUAUUGGCUGCGUCCAGUGCAAGUUUCUUUGCUCAUUUGCCAUCAUCUUUUCUACUUAAUUGUCGAACUUCUCAAAAUAUACGGCACCAAAGGGGCUCUAGACUUGUUGUUAGUGCUGAAUCUGACUAUUACUCCGUACUCGGCGUGUCAAAAAAUGCUAGUAAAUCAGAAAUAAAGAGCGCUUAUCGUAAACUUGCGAGGAGUUAUCAUCCAGAUGUGAACAAGGAACCUGGAGCAGAACAGAAGUUUAAGGAGAUAAGCAAUGCGUACGAGGUGUUAUCCGAUGAUGAGAAGCGAUCAAUAUAUGACAGGUAUGGAGAAGCUGGCCUUAAAGGUGCAGGCAUGGGCAUGGGGGACUUCAGCAACCCGUUCGAUCUCUUUGAAUCAUUAUUUGAAGGGUUCGGUGGAAUGGGCGGUGGGAUGGGUGGGAUGCGAGCUGCUCGCAACCGUCCGAUGCAAGGCGACGAUGAGAGCUACAAUCUGGUCCUCAACUUCAAGGAAGCGGUUUUCGGUGCAGAGAAGGAAAUCGACAUAACCCGACUAGAAAACUGCAGUACCUGUGACGGUUCGGGCGCCAAACCUGGCACAAUUCCAACUAAAUGCAGCACUUGUGGGGGCCAAGGCCAGGUCGUCUCCUCUGCGCGGACCCCGCUUGGCGUAUUCCAGCAAGUUACCACUUGCUCUGCUUGCGGUGGGACCGGAGAGUUCUCGACCCCCUGUAAUACUUGCGGAGGUGAUGGGCGCGUCCGGAGAACUAAGCGAAUCAGUCUCAAAGUUCCAGCCGGAGUGGAUUCGGGUAGCCGACUUAGGGUUAGGUCGGAAGGAAAUGCCGGAAGGAGAGGUGGCCCCCCCGGAGAUCUUUAUGUAUUCAUCGAGGUUCUCUCGGAUCCCCAGCUCAAGAGGGACGGGACAAACAUUCUCUACACUUGCAAGGUUUCCUACAUCGACGCGAUUCUUGGGACGACGAUGAAAGUGCCGACGGUGGACGGGACAGUGGAUUUGAAAAUUCCGAGCGGGACCCAGCCGGGGACGACGCUGGUUAUGGCAAAGAAGGGGGUCCCGUAUCUUGGAAAGCCGAAUGCUCGGGGAGAUCAGUUGGUGCGGGUUCAGGUGGAGAUUCCGAAGAGAUUGAGCAAGGAAGAGAGGAAACUGAUCGAGGAGCUUGCUAACCUCGACAAGUCGAAGACUGCCAACAGCAGGAGAUAGUCGAGAAUUCAGUUCUCUUUGUUCGGUAGCUGCAGACAUUCCGUAUCAUCAGUCGUGCGAGAACUAGUCUUAUUUUAUUUGCUGACAUGAAAACCAUAUUUUUUUAGACAUUUAAUACCAAUGGCGAGGCAAUGUUGUUUACAUCAACUGGAAAAAAGCCGAUGUGGAGAGUUGUUAAUCCCCCCACAUAAACUUUACAUCUUUCAGAAUCAGUAAUUCAAAAAUCAAUUGCGCAAUUAUUUUCUGCUGAGAAAACAAGCUUACAUUGCGAACA
Messenger RNA from Ananas comosus (pineapple), 2083 nucleotides. Its product is annotated as chaperone protein dnaJ A6, chloroplastic-like. Gene Ontology annotation, molecular function: heat shock protein binding; ATP binding. The transcript is spliced from 9 exons. The coding region runs from base 442 to 1809 and encodes 455 amino acids. NCBI's taxonomy places the organism in Eukaryota, Viridiplantae, Streptophyta, Magnoliopsida, Poales, Bromeliaceae. Gene Ontology annotation, cellular component: cytoplasm. Gene Ontology annotation, biological process: protein refolding; response to heat. The record is from RefSeq and is a predicted model, not a curated record.